ACAGACCAACCCGGACACUGAGGCGUACUGCGCAGACGCGAACAGCUGACUGGUGUGUGACAAACUUUUGGGACAAAGAAAUCAAACAUGAGUCACGUCGACGUGAAAAAUAUGAAGCCCACCAAGUUCGAGGACGAGUACUACGACGAGUACGAAUAUUAUAACCUGACUGAUAAAUACGCAGAAGGUUCGGCUCGGAAAGGCAGGACGAAGAAGGAGGCCAGCGACAACACCAACAGACCGAGCCCCGGAGGACAUGAGCGCAAGAUAGCGGAGAAGCUCCAGAACAGCGAGAAGAAGGCCAAGGAGUGACAGCUGAGAGAAUCUCGGACGGCUCAUCCCGGAAACCGACCACGGCCUCCUUGGCGACAGAACGAAACGUGCAGAUGGCAGGAGCGUCUGAGCUCCGAUGGGCGAGGUUCCACCUGGGCGUGGUGAAGGGCCCGCAGGUGUUGGAGAGCGCUCACCUGAGGUGGAAAGCACCCGAGUCCCCGUUUGGACCACGACGGUGCACCUGAGACUGCAGCGAGGCAGCUGGCUCAUUUCUAAGGAUCUCUUUUAAACUGAUUUUUAUCAUUAAAGACUUUUUAAACUCAU
Molecule: messenger RNA, 597 nt
Organism: Archocentrus centrarchus (flier cichlid)
Lineage: Eukaryota; Metazoa; Chordata; Actinopteri; Cichliformes; Cichlidae
Gene: nupr1b
Product: nuclear protein 1b
Exons: 3
Coding region: 88-312 (74 amino acids)
Biological process (GO): negative regulation of cell cycle; regulation of transcription by RNA polymerase II; negative regulation of cell population proliferation
Cellular component (GO): nucleus
Source: RefSeq, a predicted model, not a curated record